Messenger RNA from Drechmeria coniospora, 897 nucleotides. Its product is annotated as Basic Secretory protein. The coding region runs from base 1 to 897 and encodes 298 amino acids. Lineage: Eukaryota; Fungi; Ascomycota; Sordariomycetes; Hypocreales; Ophiocordycipitaceae. The record is from RefSeq and is a predicted model, not a curated record. The transcript has a single exon.
AUGGCUGUCACGCCCCCGAAAAGCACGCCGACACCGACACCGACGCCGACGCCGACACCGACGGCCACGACCCUCCCGUCCCCAAUGCCUCCCGCCAUCCGUCCCGCCUCCUUCAAGCCGCAGCACCCCUGCACCGGCGGCAAGUCGGACGACGCGCACGAGGAUGCCGCCCACGUCAAGUUCGCCCUCCCGAAGCUGCGGCUCGAGAUCCGCGACCUCUCGCACCCCGGCGCCCGCCUCUUCCUGAACUCGAUCAACGCGUCCGAGUGCGUGGCCACGGCGGUGACGAACCUCCUUCGCCUCCUCUACACGUCCCCCAAGACGGCGACGACGACGGUGCCGCCCACGCGCUCCGUCACCUUCAUCCUCCGCGACGUGCCCGGCGUCGCCUACACCACCGGCUCCGAGCUCGACGACGACCACAAGGAGAUUCACUUCUCGCUCGCCUACCUCGAGGGCAUCCCCACCGCCCGCGCCACCGACGAGGUGGCCGGCGUCAUCACCCACGAGCUCGUCCACUGCUACCAGUACAACGGCCUCGGCACCUGCCCCGGCGGCCUCAUCGAGGGCAUCGCCGACUGGGUCCGCAUGCACUGCGGCCUCUGCCCGCCCCACUGGAAGGCCGACCCCUCGGGCGAGUGGGACAGCGGCUACGAGAGGACCGCCUUCUUCCUCGACUAUCUCGAGAGGCGCUUCCAGGGGAAGCUCGUCCAGCGCAUCAACGAGAAGCUGCGCAUUCAAAAGUACGAGCCGCGCGCCUUCUGGGCCGAGCUGACGGGCCACACCGUCGAAGACCUGUGGAGGGACUACGGCGAGAGCCUCAAGGCCGCCGCUCACGACGAGGGCGUCAAGGCGGCCCACGACGAGGCCUCCCAGACGAACGACGUCGAGAUGUAG